Molecule: messenger RNA, 2481 nt
Organism: Triplophysa rosa
Lineage: Eukaryota; Metazoa; Chordata; Actinopteri; Cypriniformes; Nemacheilidae
Product: transmembrane protein 184B-like
Exons: 10
Coding region: 254-1501 (415 amino acids)
Biological process (GO): transport
Molecular function (GO): transporter activity
Source: RefSeq, a predicted model, not a curated record
UCUCUCUCUCUCAUUCUACCUGUCUAUUAAUAACUGGUAAAUGUUGUAUAAUGUUGAUAUUAAACACGGUACGUUGUGAGGGGCUGGAUGACGUCACUGCGAGGGCGAGUUCUCCAGCACGCGCAGGCAUCAGUCGCGGCGGUAAGCUCGCGCUGAAUGGAAUCACCGGACAGAUGCCGAUAACCGAACACGACUGAUACCGUGAGUGUGUCGCUGUGGGUUUAUAUCAUCUCUGUGAGAUUAUCAGUUUACGAUGGAGUCUCAGCGGUGGAGGAGAGAUGUGUCACAACAUUCAGGGAAGAACUCUCUCCUCACCCCCGGAGUCAUUACGGUGGCCCCUGACCUCAACAGAUCCACUCCAGUGGUCGCCCUGGAGACGCCCAUCUUCCUCAUGACACCCGCCGCUCAAACCAUCUCUGGAUUCUUCACCUGGACGGCUCUACUGCUCACCUGUCAGCAGAUCUACAUGCACUUGAGGUAUUAUAAGUCUCCCAAUGAGCAGCGACACAUCGUCAGGAUUCUCUUCUUUGUGCCCAUCUACGCCUUUGACUCGUGGCUCAGUCUGCUGUUCUUCACUAAUGAAGAGUAUUAUGUUUACUUUGACACGGUCCGGGACUGCUAUGAAGCUGUGUGUGUGUGUGUGUUUUCUGCAGCGUUUGUCAUCUAUAACUUCUUGAGUUUGUGUUAUGAGUAUCUGGGAGGAGAAAGUGCCAUCAUGGCAGAGAUCAGAGGAAAACCCAUCCAGUCCAGUUGUGUGUACGGCACAUGUUGUCUAUGGGGCAGAACCUACUCCAUCGGCUUUCUGCGCUUCUGUAAACAGGCGACGCUGCAGUUCUGUGUGGUGAAACCUCUGAUGGCCGUCAUCACGUUGAUCCUUCAGGCCUUUGGGAAAUACAGAGAUGGAGAUUUCAAUGUGGCGAGCGGUUAUUUAUACGUCACCAUCAUCUAUAACAUCUCGGUCAGUCUCUCUCUCUACGCUCUCUUUCUCUUCUACUUCGCCACGCGAGAUCUGCUGGAGCCGUACGGUCCCAUGCUGAAGUUCUUCAUGGUGAAAUCUGUCAUCUUCCUCUCGUUCUGGCAGGGGAUGCUAUUGGCCAUCCUGGAGAAAUGCGGUGCGAUUCCUCGGAUCAACUCUCCUGAUGUCACUGUGGGGGAGGGGACUGUUGCCGCCGGUUACCAGAACUUCAUCAUCUGUAUUGAGAUGUUCUUCGCUGCUCUGGCGCUCAGACACGCAUUCACACACAAGAUCUACAUGGACAAGACGCUCAACCCUCAGGGGUGUGUUCCUGUAUAUGGUCAGUAUGGUUGUCGUGGUCCUAUGAGUAUCUCCAGCAGUCUGAAGGAGACGAUGAAUCCAGGCGACAUGCUUCAGGACGCCAUUCAUAACUUCUCUCCUGCGUAUCAGCAGUACACACAACAGAGCCGAACAGAACCUCAGCUGAGCCGAUCCAACAGCACCAAUGAGAAAACACUGCUGCUCAGCUCAGACGACGAGUUCUGACGCACACACACACACACACACACACACACACACACACACACACACACACACACACACACACACACACACACGCACACACACAGAGGCUCUGUGCUAAACCCUUGUGAGUUGCCUUUGUAGACAUCAUAUUCAUGAGUCAUCUUAACAUGAAGAACAGAAGACUGUCCAACUAUGAUGCCUGUUGAGGUACGUCAUAUUAUACACAUCCUAAGACAAUGUCACAAACUCUCCAUGGAUGAGGCAAUCCCAGAAUGCAUUGCAGACAAACAGAGUAAUAUUUCUUCUAGUUGGAUAUGUUGAGCGGAACAAAUAUCAUAAAAUUGAAAAGACGGCAAUCUUUGUGUAACACUUGGAGUCGCUUCCUGUAUACAACAUUUCAGAUCAUUCACUUUCUCUUUCUACAAGUUUCACAGUGUGUCUCAGCUGCUUAUGUAGACAGCAGAGGGUGAGACAGCUCACUAGGGUUCAUAACAGAGCAGACUGACUGAUAUUAAGAAUGAUGUGAUGAUGAUCUCUACAGAUCUUUACAUGUGUAUUUGAGAGUGAUGUUCAGAUAUAUUCAUACUGUGACGUGUGUGGAGUAUAAAGUGCUGCAUAAUAAACUACAGGAGCAUCUGUUUACUGCAGUCUGAUCUCAUGGAAUAAAUGUGACAGUGAUUGAAAUCAAACACAAACUCCUGCAGAUCUGAUGUGCAAUAUUCACUGAUGCGAAUAAAGGUGAGUUUCUUUAUUUUCUCAUGUGUGUUUAUUAAAUCUCCCACACUCUGCACACCUUUCUGUAAAACAUUUGUCUCUCCCCAAUAAGACUAUGAGAAUUAGUUUUUAUUACAGAAGUGUGGUUGCAUUUAAAUUGCGUUGUUGCAAAGCUCUUUUACAGAAAAUACAUUUUAGCGCAAACAGUGUUUAAGGAGGGUUUAAUGUCGCUGACUAUUUUUUUACGUUCAGUGUAUAGAAUGGUCCUGUAUUCACAUAAUUAAUGC